CCAUCUCGACUUUUGUUGCGCGCGUCCACGUCAGCGUCAAUGUCUUUACUGUUCGUGGGCCGCAAUACAAGUAUCGUGUAUUUUGAGCUUCCCUUAUUGCCAAGGAUUUGGACGAUUGUCAUCCUCCGACCACGUGGAUGCGAAGGGGUCGAACAGAUGGACCGACAAUUCCGCACCGCUUCUGAGUCCGCCGAGCAGCAAGAUUUCACCUGGAACUACGACAACCUCUCCCAGUUGCCAGAGGAUGGCAAUGUCGUUGACCAGUUGAACAUCCAUGAGGCCGAGGAGUCGGGGGAGGACCGUGAGGUAGUUGACGAAGCCGCGGUGCCAAACAUGCUGAUCCACGACUCCGAGUUGAACCAGCUUCAAGGGCGGAUCAAUGAUGGGGUUGAGGCCGAUGAGCAAGUUCCCCUGCAGCCGGUCGACCCCUAGGUAGCUUAUCAGCUGCAGAUGCCUUCCAUCCGACGUACUCCUCUCGAC
This is a messenger RNA of Parathielavia appendiculata, 480 nucleotides long. RefSeq lists its product as uncharacterized. Bases 40 to 432 code for a protein of 130 amino acids. The record is from RefSeq and is a predicted model, not a curated record. The transcript is spliced from 5 exons. NCBI's taxonomy places the organism in Eukaryota, Fungi, Ascomycota, Sordariomycetes, Sordariales, Chaetomiaceae.